AUGGAAGGCAAGAAUCAGACGACAGUGACUGAGUUUCUUUUCUUGGGCCUCACAGAUCAUGGCCAUCAGCAGAUUAUCCUCUUUGUCAUGCUUCUCUUCAUCUAUGUUUUCACACUCGGGGGUAACUUGGGGAUGAUCACCCUCAUAUGGAUUGACUCCAGACUCCACACGCCUAUGUACUUUUUCCUUAGCCACUUGUCCUUCGUAGACAUUUGUUCCUCUUCUUCCAUUGCUCCCAAGAUGCUGUGUGAUAUCUUUGCAGAGAAAAGAGGCAUCUCUUUCAUCGGUUGUGCUGCACAGAUGUGGUUUUUUGGUCUUUUUGUGGCAAUGGAAUGUUUCCUUCUGGCUUCCAUGGCAUAUGACCGGUAUAUGGCCAUCUGUAAGCCCUUGUUGUAUACUCUCAUUAUGUCCCAGCGGGUCUGUGUGCAGCUGGUGGUAGGGCCUUAUGUCAUAGCUCUUAUAAGCACCAUGACUCAUACAAUUCUCACGUUUGGCUUACCCUUCUGUGGCCCCAAUGUCAUCAAUCACUUCUUCUGUGAUAUUUCACCACUGCUUUCCCUAGCAUGUGCAGACACUUGGACCAAUAAGUUAGUGCUUUUCGUUUCGGCUGGAGCUAUAGGAGUACUCAGUGGCCUGAUCAUCACGACCUCUUAUGUUUGUAUCCUAGUGGCCAUCUUGAAAAUCCAGACUGCUGAUGGGAGGCAGAAAGCUUUCUCCACUUGUUCUUCUCACCUGGCAGCCAUCUGCAUUCUGUAUGGGACUCUUUUCUUUAUCUAUGUUCGGCCUGGCUCAGGUUCCUCCCUAGAUAUCAAUAAAGUGAUUUCCCUGUUUUAUACGGUGAUCAUCCCCAUGCUGAACCCCGUCAUCUAUAGCUUGAGGAACAAGGAGGUGAAAAAUGCAUUCAGGAGCAAGUUUGAAAGAAAAAAAAUUCUGAAGAUAGAUAAAAUAGCAUUCUAA
This is a messenger RNA of Rhinolophus ferrumequinum (greater horseshoe bat), 957 nucleotides long. Its product is annotated as olfactory receptor 5G3-like. Lineage: Eukaryota; Metazoa; Chordata; Mammalia; Chiroptera; Rhinolophidae. The record is from RefSeq and is a predicted model, not a curated record. Gene Ontology annotation, biological process: sensory perception of smell; G protein-coupled receptor signaling pathway. Gene Ontology annotation, cellular component: membrane. Gene Ontology annotation, molecular function: G protein-coupled receptor activity; olfactory receptor activity; odorant binding. The coding region runs from base 1 to 957 and encodes 318 amino acids. The transcript has a single exon.